AGCGAAGGGGGGCCUGGGUCGCUGCUUGCUGCUGGGGACAUGGCCACUUAUCACCCAUCAGGACACAUGCAACUACCCCGGGCUGAUGCGAUUCGUUCCCGGCUCAUUGAUACUUUCUCUCUCAUCGAGCAUCUGCAAGGCUUGAGCCAAGCUGUGCCACGGCACACCAUCCGAGAGAUACUUGAUUCUUCCUGUCAGAAGAAGCUUAUGUUGGGAGAUCAACACCAGCUUGUACGCUUCUCCAUAAAACCUCGUCAUGUAGAACGGAUUACACAUGCCCAGAGGCUAAUGAGCACCCUUCGAGUGCGAUGCAGUGAGAGGCCACCUCUUUCCUUAUGGGCUGGAUGGGUCCUUGAGCGUCCUAUCUUCAGAAACUUUAUCAUCUUCCUCAUCUUCUUGAAUACAAUUGUACUGAUGGUUGAAAUAGAAUUGCUUGAAUCUGCAAAUACCCGAUUGGACUCACUGAAGCUGACUCUGGAGGUGGCAGCUUGGUUCAUCUUGCUUGUCUUCAUCUUGGAGAUCCUUCUUAUGUGGCUAUCCAGCUUUUUCCUCUUCUGGAAGAAUGCCUGGAACGUCUUUGACUUUGUGGUCACAGUAUUGUCCCUGAUUCCUGAGAUCGUGGUGCUGGCAGGGGUAACAAGCAAACCUGUAUGGCUCCAGUUGCUGAGGAUCUGCCGGGUACUCAGGUCUCUUAAACUCUUUGCACGAUUCCAUCAAGUUCGAGUCAUCAUUUUGGCCCUGGUCAGGGCCCUCAAGAGCAUGACCUUCCUCUUGAUGUUGCUGCUCAUCUUCUUCUACAUUUUUGCUGUGGCUGGUGUCUACUUCUUCGAGAAUUACACCCGUUCAACUCGCCAGGACCUGGAUUAUCAUGAGUUCUUCUCGGACCUACUGAAUUCCAUAGUAACCGUGUUCAUUCUCUUCACCCUGGAUCACUGGUAUGCACUGCUUCAGGACACCUGGAAGGUGCCUGAGGUCAGUCGCGCCUUCAGCAGCAUCUAUGUCAUCCUCUGGUUGUUACUUGGUUCCAUUAUCUUUCGAAAUAUCAUAGUAGCCAUGAUGGUUACUAACUUCCAGAACAUCAGGAAUGAGCUGAACCAGGAGAUGACACACCUGGAGGUCCAGCACAAAGCCGACAUAUUCAAGCGGCAGAUUAUCCAGAGGAGACAAAACCUACUCCCUGAGGCACAGAGGUCAAGCAUUAGCAAACUGGACACCAGAGAUGCCAGUCAACAAGGGAGAGCUUCAGACUUAACAGAAACUUCUCAACAAGAGUCUAAACAGAGUGCCACUAAAAAGGGUUCAAAAGCAUCCAAGUCAAGAACAAACUCCUUGUCCAAAAGGAGAAAGGCUACACCUUCCUUCUCUUCUUCCUCCUCUUCAUUUUCCUCCUGCUCGUCUGCUUCUAGCUCCAGAUGUUAUGACCCUAUCGGUCAGCUGGACUGGGAGACUCACGUGCACCAGAAUCUGCCUGGGCUAAUGGACAUGGAUCAGGAUGAACGUGUUGUCUGGCCUAGAGAUUCACUCUUCCGGUAUUUUGAGUUGCUGGAAAAGCUUCAGUAUAACCUGGAGGAGCGUAAGCAGUUACAAGAAUUUGCAGUGCAGGCACUGAUGAACUUUGAAGACAAGUAA
This is a messenger RNA of Budorcas taxicolor (takin), 1629 nucleotides long. It is a transcript of the gene CATSPER2, whose product is annotated as cation channel sperm associated 2. The transcript has 13 exons. The record is from RefSeq and is a predicted model, not a curated record. Bases 40 to 1629 code for a protein of 529 amino acids. Gene Ontology annotation, molecular function: calcium-activated cation channel activity. Gene Ontology annotation, cellular component: CatSper complex; membrane. Lineage: Eukaryota; Metazoa; Chordata; Mammalia; Artiodactyla; Bovidae. Gene Ontology annotation, biological process: flagellated sperm motility; monoatomic ion transport; sperm capacitation.